CCUCUGUUCAGGUUCUCUUCCAGCUGCACCGUAAAGUAUUCACACAUGGUUUAUAUGGAAGCCUACAUAAAUAAAUGUACAAUUUGCCUAACCGCGGACGCUUUAUAUGUAAACAGGUCCGGUUAUGAUCCAGAAACAUACGUUCCAAUAAGGCCCAACCAGAUUGAGAUGUUCAAAUUCAAAGCCUUUUAGGUGCGUUCCGCGGUCGUCAUGGUAACGGAAAGCUUAAGGUUGGUAGGACACCUGGAGGCUGAAAGGAACCUUGGCUCCCUCCUCCUUCCUAUGCAAGUUAAAGUCUGUUCUAAGACAGUCCGAGUAGUUGGAAACCACACGUAAGCUCUAGCCUGUGUGAGGAUAUUAAGAUUUAAUACUGCGACAAAAGACGAAGAGGAGGAACACUUGAUUGCAAGUAGAAACGAACUACAUGGCUGCUGUGAAAGAAACCACAGAAAGGAGAUGGAGUAUAGCUCAGCCGAGUGUGAGGGCAAAGAGCAGUUUGGUGUGUGUCAAACCGGGAACAUGGAAUCUGGUCCCAUCUCUUUGCGGGCCAAGGUACAGCUUUGAACAGGAUCAGCUCUGUCAUCCCUCCUUCAGGCAACUGCAGGAGAAGGAGUCUUUCCUGACUCAGAGAAAGAUAGAAGAGCUCAGGAAGAAGGAGCUCAUACACAAGCGCUGGACUGAAAACGUGUGGUUUCCCAUCCAGAUGAGGGUGGAGAACCAUACCGCCUCCUGCUACUUCAUGGACUCCAUGAGACACCAAAUCAUGCACAGUCAUUACCUCCUACACUGUCAAUCUAAGAUAAGAACAUCAGGCUCAAGGGAGAUACGUCAAUUAAAUCUUCAAUUAAAAAAAAAACUUAAGAGACCAUCUUCUGCUUGUCAAGCAGGAUCUAAACCCGCCUCCAAUAAAACCUUGGAGCGACCUGAGACUGGUUCCUCUCUUACCAACUCUCUGAUGUCUCAAGACUAACCAGCUUCUUCAGACCUUAUAGUCUCAUCUGUUUCCUACAUUCAUCAAUGCUCCAGAAAAGGAUGAAGUCAAGGAAAUCGAAGAAGCUGCUGGCUUUCUAGAUGCGAAUGCUUCCAACCAAGAGGUUUACCGCAUCUAAACUCACCCUUACCAGUGACUGCAUCCAAAUAAAACCUACUUAUGUUGCUAAC
Molecule: messenger RNA, 1161 nt
Organism: Xiphophorus couchianus (Monterrey platyfish)
Lineage: Eukaryota; Metazoa; Chordata; Actinopteri; Cyprinodontiformes; Poeciliidae
Gene: fam228a
Product: family with sequence similarity 228 member A
Exons: 5
Coding region: 425-970 (181 amino acids)
Source: RefSeq, a predicted model, not a curated record